AUGUCUUCGGUUUACGAUUUCAACGUCAAAAAUGCUAAUGGUGAUGACGUGUCACUUUCGGAUUACAAAGGAAAAGUUCUCAUUAUCGUGAACGUCGCUUCACAGUGUGGACUUACCAACAAGAAUUAUACACAACUCAAAGAAUUGCUCGAUGUGUACAAAAAGGAUGGUCUCGAAGUUCUUGCCUUCCCUUGCAAUCAAUUUGCCGGUCAGGAACCAUCGUGUGAAAUCGAUAUUCAAGCAUUUGUCGCUGACAAAUUUAAAUUCGAACCAACACUUUUCCAGAAGAUUGAUGUGAAUGGAGAUAAACAGUCACCACUUUUCAAAUUUUUGAAAAAUGAGAAAGGUGGAUUCAUGUUCGAUGCAAUUAAAUGGAAUUUCACAAAGUUCUUGGUUGGACGCGAUGGGAAAAUUAUCAAGAGAUUUGGACCAACGACUGAUCCAAAGGACAUGGAAAAAGAUAUCAAAGAAGCACUUGGAGAGAAAUUGUAAUUUAUUGCAGCAAUUCAAACUUUCAAAUUCAAUUCGAAACAAAAAAAAACAUACUUAAAAUAAAGAUAUGAUA
Molecule: messenger RNA, 565 nt
Organism: Caenorhabditis elegans
Lineage: Eukaryota; Metazoa; Nematoda; Chromadorea; Rhabditida; Rhabditidae
Gene: gpx-1
Product: Glutathione peroxidase 1
Exons: 3
Coding region: 1-492 (163 amino acids)
Biological process (GO): cellular oxidant detoxification; response to oxidative stress
Cellular component (GO): cytoplasm
Molecular function (GO): glutathione peroxidase activity; peroxidase activity
Source: RefSeq, marked reviewed